Molecule: messenger RNA, 1428 nt
Organism: Aspergillus mulundensis
Lineage: Eukaryota; Fungi; Ascomycota; Eurotiomycetes; Eurotiales; Aspergillaceae
Product: FAD-binding oxidoreductase
Exons: 3
Coding region: 1-1428 (475 amino acids)
Molecular function (GO): oxidoreductase activity; FAD binding
Source: RefSeq, a predicted model, not a curated record
AUGGCCAUCCCACCCUCCUCCAUCGAAUCCCUCCGCGCCUCCCUCACCUCCUCGCUCAUCUUCACCCCAGGCGAUGAGGGGUACCCCGAGAGCCUGCGGAGAUGGUCCGACACCGGCCGGAAGCAAGCCGGAAUCGUAAUCCAACCAACAACCGAAUCCGACAUCGUCACCGCCCUGAAUUGGUCCCAGUCCCAACAAACCCCAAUCGACCUCGCCAUCAAAUGCGGCGGCCACUCUGUGUCUGGAACAUCGUCCUCUUCGGGGGGUCUGGUAAUCGACCUGUCGCGUCUGAACACCGUCUCCGUCGACCCCUCGUCGCAAACAAUCACAGUAGCCGGCGGCGCAGUCUGGCGCGACGUCGACGAGACAGCCGCUAAAUACGGCCUCGCCGCAGUCGGCGGCACAGUCAACCACACAGGCGUGGGCGGAUUGACGCUGGGCGGCGGAUACGGGUGGCUUAGCGGGCAGUACGGGCUCACAAUCGACAAUCUGCUCAGCGCGCGGGUGGUCCUGGGCAAUGGGGAGAUCGUCACCGCGUCAGAGAGAGAAAACCCAGACUUGUUUUGGGCGCUCCGUGGCGCCGGAUAUAACUUUGGCAUUGUGACGGAGUUUACCUUCCAGGGCUAUGAGCAGAAGGACCCCGUGUAUGCGGGGAUCCUGGCGUACACGCCGGACAAGGUUGAGCGGGUCAUUGAGAUUCUGAAUGGGUUGUUACUCGACAAGCCGGACCCGCGCUCUGGGGCGAUUGCGAUCUUCGCGAGGCCGCCGGGCGCACCGGUUCCUAUGGUUAAUGUGUUGGUUUUCUACAACGGGACGCAAGAAGAAGGAGAAGCGCGAUUCGCUGAGUUAUUGGCCCUCGAGCACGUCGCAAACACUAUCUCCAUGAUCCCAUACUCCCAGAUGAACAGCCUCCAAAACCCGAUGGCCACAUACGGCGACCGCAAGAGUUUCAAGGGCGUGUUCUUCAACCCGCCCCUAUCACCCUCGUUCGCGGGGACAAUGCUGGCUGAGUUCACGGAGAAGGUACAGAGUGACGCGGAUCUAGGCGCGAGUGGAAUGAUAUUGGAGUUCUACGAUAUGGGGAAGACGGUCUCUGUGCCGAGGGAUGCAACGGCGUUUGCGAGUCGCGGCACAACGCAGAAUGGGAUUAUUACGUUACGGUGGUCGGAUGCUUCUAAGGAUUUGGAGCAUCGGGCUUGGGCGCGGGAUGUGCAGGAACGGUGGAAGGGGUUGCUUGAGGGGGAGGGGGGGGAGAAUCUUGAUGUUAGGGGGGAGGCCGGGGUGCCGCAGUAUAUCAACUAUGCGGAGCCUGGCGACGCAGUCGUGGGCAACAUCUACGGCUCGAACCUGCCGCGACUGAAGGAGCUGAAGAGGAAGUUCGAUCCGACGAAUGUGUUCCGCAAGAUGCAUCCGAUCCCGCUUGAUUAA